UGCCCUGCUGAAACACCUGAAGGACAGGCUUGUGGUCUAGUGAAAAACCUGGCGCUCAUGGUCUACAUAACAGUUGGGUCAGCUGCUUAUCCCAUCUUGGAAUUUUUGGAAGAAUGGGGAACUGAGAAUUUUGAGGAAAUCUCUCCAUCAGUUAUUCCCAAAGCCACAAAAAUAUUCGUCAAUGGAAUGUGGGUUGGAGUUCAUCGAGAUCCUGACAUGUUGGUAAAAACCUUGAGACGUUUGAGAAGAAGGGUUGAUGUGAACACUGAAGUUAGCGUUGUUAGAGAUAUUCGUCUGAAAGA
This is a messenger RNA of Brassica oleracea var. oleracea, 302 nucleotides long. RefSeq names its product DNA-directed RNA polymerase II subunit 2-like. The record is from RefSeq and is a predicted model, not a curated record. Gene Ontology annotation, biological process: DNA-templated transcription. NCBI's taxonomy places the organism in Eukaryota, Viridiplantae, Streptophyta, Magnoliopsida, Brassicales, Brassicaceae. Gene Ontology annotation, cellular component: RNA polymerase II, core complex. Gene Ontology annotation, molecular function: ribonucleoside binding; DNA binding; DNA-directed RNA polymerase activity. The annotation marks the transcript as partial. The transcript has 4 exons.